CUCAUCAUUUAAUUUACCCAGUUUUCCAAGAUUUGAUUUUUACCCAUUGAUUUUAUCUCUCUAUUAAAGGCAAGUAAAAAAGAUUGAUCUUGUUUUAUCUUUUUGGAAUUUAAUUUGGUGAAAUUUUGAGGGUUGAAUAGUUCUUUUUAAUUCUGUCAGUAUUGUAAAGUUUUGCUUACGUGAAUCAUUGAUCACAGAGAAGGUUAAAUUUGGCGUGAUAAAUUUAGGGUUGGAUGGUAUGUUUGUUAAGUCAGUGAUUAGAGUUUCAGUUUAGCUCAACUUUUCCAUGAUCUUGGAGUUGAAAAUUCAUAUCUGUAUAAUCAAUACAGAUUUAUGCAAUCCAGAAUCUGAAGAUAUAACUUCACGGAAAAGUCUAUAUAACUGAAGAGAGAAGACCACCAGUUCAAUAAGCAUCGAUCUAUUUUUAGAUCUCUGACAAGGUGAAGGUUAUAUACUAUCCUUCAGGCAUAAAAUUAGGGGUAUAUGUGCUCCAGGGCGCAAUCUGAAAAAAAGAGCAUGAAGGAACAUCCUUCUAGACAGGCUCCAAAAGGUGAAAAUAACAUUGAGAGUUCAGGAAGCCCUCGUAGUCGGAAGGUGUCAGCAAGAUGGAAUCCUGGCGAAGCUUGUAGGCCCAUCUUACAGGAUGCUCCUGUGUACUAUCCAAAUGAUGAGGAGUUCAAAGAUCCACUUGGUUAUAUUGCAAGCAUUCGCCCCUACGCGCAGCCAUAUGGCAUAUGCAGGAUUGUACCACCUGCAUCUUGGAGUCCACCCUGCCCACUUAGAGAGAAGAAUGUGUGGGAAUUUGCUAAGUUCUCGACUCGAAUCCAGCAAGUUGAUUUACUUCAGAAUAGGGAGCCCAUGAAAAAGAAAAAACCGAGAAAGAGGAAAAGACGAUGGCACUCAAAGAUGGGAUCAACGAGGAGACAACCAAGAGCUCUAGGUUCUGAAUCAAAUACCCAAUCGGACAAUAGUGAUGAGAAGUUCGGGUUUCAGUCAGGGUCUGACUUCACAUUUGAGGAAUUUCAGAUAUUUGCCAAAGAGUUUAAAGAGUUCUAUUUUGGGAUGAUGGAUACUGAAGAUGGAGUCUGUGACAAAUUUAAACAGGACAAGGUAUGGCAACCGUCCAUUGAAGAAAUUGAAGGUGAGUAUUGGCGCAUCAUUGAGAAGCCAACAGAUGAAGUUGAGGUGUACUAUGGAGCUGAUCUGGAGACUGGAGUAUUCGGCAGUGGAUUCCCCCAAGAAUCUUUAUCUUCAAAUGCUAGUUCUUUAAAUCAGUAUGCGGCUUCUUGUUGGAACUUGAACAACUUACCGCGCCUGCCGUGUUCUGUAUUGUGCUUUGAGGAGUGCAAUAUCUCAGGAGUUCUGAUCCCGUGGCUGUAUAUUGGAAUGUGCUUCUCAUCAUUCUGUUGGCACGUUGAGGACCACCAUCUCUAUUCUCUAAAUUAUAUGCAUUGGGGUGAGCCAAAGAUUUGGUAUGGAGUGCCAGGAACUCAUGCUUCAGCCCUGGAGGAUGCAAUGAGAAAGCAUUUGCCAGAUCUGUUUGAAGAGCAACCUGAUUUGCUUCACGAACUUGUAACUCAGUUGUCUCCUUCAGUUUUGAAGUCAGAGGGUGUACCAGUGUACCGUGCUGUUCAGAACCCAGGGGAGUUUGUGCUCACAUUCCCGAGAGCCUAUCAUUCUGGAUUUAACUGUGGGUUCAACUGCGCGGAGGCCGUUAAUCUGGCCCCUGUUGAUUGGUUAGAGCAUGGACUAACCGCAGUGGAGCUCUACAGCAAGCAACGUCGUAAAACUUCACUUUCACAUGAUAAGUUGCUUAUAGGAGCAGCUAGUGAAGCUAUCGAGGCAUUGUGGGAGCUCUCUGUUCUUAAGAAUCUAAACAGUAGAAACUUGAGAUGGAAAAGUUUCUGUGGGAAGGAUGGGAUGCUGACUAAAGCUAUUAAGAGAAGAAUUGAGAUGGAGAAGGAAAGACUGGAGCGACUUGUACCUCAUGUCCGACUUCAAAAUAUGGAUAGAGAUUUUGGCUUGAAAGAUGAGCAGGAAUGCUUUUCUUGCUACUAUGACUUACACCUCUCUGCAGUUGGUUGCAAGUGUUCCCCGGAGCAGUUUUCAUGUCUUAAACAUGCAAAUCUUAUGUGUUCCUGUAAACCAGAGGACAAAAUUAUCCUUGUUCGUUAUAACAUGGAUGAAUUGAACACAUUGGUACAAGCAUUGGAGGGGAAAUUGGGUGCUAUUGAACUAUGGGCAUCCAAGGUUUCUGGUUUUCGUUCUUUAAAUAGGAGACAGCAUAAUUUUGUGAAGCUGGAUUCAGAGGGAGAUGGACUGGAAAUGGAUCCCUCGAUGAAAAAUGAUGACUUACCAGGUUCGUUGAGAGAGCAAAAACAUAAUGCGAAGAAGCAGUGCAGAUCGUUGCAUAGUGAGACACAUGCAUUCUGGUCAGAUCAGCAGAAGCAUCUUUUAUGUGCACCUGAAAACUUGUCAAAAGGUACCAAAGAAGAAGCUCCUGCCACUAAUGGUUAUCACUUUGAUCUAGAUUGCAAUAGCUUGUCCAAUGAGCGCGGAAAAAAAACAAAUAAGACCUCCACAUCCAUAGCUAUACAAGAGAUUAAUGGUGAUUUAAAAGAACCUACAGAAAGAGACAGAGUUAUUUUAGUCUGCGAUUCUGGAUCCUCAGUUUCUCUUGCUACGGAAAAAUAUCUCCAUUUAUUCUCUGAUGAUGCAACCAACUCUUAUGCUUCGAAUUACAGUAGUGGCAAGAAGUUAUUUGGUGUUGAUCUUUCCAUGUGCUCACUUCGUGUUCGUCAAAAUGGAAUACUUGACACUGAUAAAGAUUCCCCGAGCAGCAAAAUUUCUGAACAAAAGCUCACCUACCAUGUCGACCCGCUAAUUUUUGGGUCAAUUGUUUCGGGAAGGCUGUGGUGCAAUAAGUUGGCCAUAUUCCCUAAAGGAUUUAGAAGCCGUGUUAAGUUCUUUGAUGUGCUCAAUCCUGUGAUAAUUAGCUGCUAUAUAUGUGAGAUCCUGGAUGGUGGGCUCCUCGGACCCUUAUUCAAGGUUAGCUUAGAAGAGCAUCCAGAUGAGAGUUUUGUCGGCUCUUCAGCUCAAAAAUGCUGGGAAAUGGUUUUGCAGAGAGUCAAUAAAGAAAUCACAACAAAAAGAAAUCUAGGAAUGCAAGAUCUUCCACCAUUGCAACCUGAAGAAAGUAUCAACGGGCUCGAAAUGUUUGGGUUACUCUCCCCAGACAUAGUUCAGUCCAUUGAAGCUCUUGACGAAAACCAUCAAUGCCUCGAGUACUGGAACAAUAAGCUAAAACUCAAGGACGGGUGUGAAAAUGUCAAAGGGUCUUCAGGUUUAUGGAAGUCUAUUAACGUUCUAGAGCAGCCUCUCGUGUCAAGAUCUGCUGCAGUGGAAACAGGCCAGGGGUCGGGAGUCAAGUUGGCUGCGGAUGAGCAGCAGCAGGCUAAUUCAGUAGGAAGUAGCAGAAAUCAUUCAUCUGACAAUGAGUUACAGUUAGUACUAAGAAGACUUUUGAGUAAAGCAGAUCCCGAAGAACUGAAAAUAAUGCACAAGAUCUUGUGCAGCGGGUCAACAAGCCCCGAGUGGAGAGUAGCAUUUGCAACAUUGACUCAAGAGAUUCAAAGGAACAUGUAAAUCCCUACAAUUUUGGGAUCUCUCAUUCUUUUAGCUCAGUAGGGGUUAUCGCCAGCUUAAUUCUUUCGAAUAUUAGCAUAAGGAGGGGAGGAAUCUGAGGGUGAGUCGCGCAUGUUAGUUGAACUUGCUCAUGUUAUAGAAGUAAGUUUUUGCUUUUGAAUAGGCCUGCAAGGAACUGCAUUUAGCUUUCCUUUUAUAUAAAGAAAAAAAAGUUUAUAGUUGGAUUGCCCGAGUCAAAUCUUAAUUUCUUGAAAUAAGAUCUUAUGCUGUUA
Nicotiana tabacum (common tobacco) is the source of this 3917-nucleotide messenger RNA. Its product is annotated as lysine-specific demethylase JMJ18. Lineage: Eukaryota; Viridiplantae; Streptophyta; Magnoliopsida; Solanales; Solanaceae. The record is from RefSeq and is a predicted model, not a curated record. Gene Ontology annotation, molecular function: histone H3K4me/H3K4me2/H3K4me3 demethylase activity. Gene Ontology annotation, biological process: regulation of gene expression; chromatin remodeling. Gene Ontology annotation, cellular component: chromatin; nucleus.